Molecule: messenger RNA, 1467 nt
Organism: Ilyonectria robusta
Lineage: Eukaryota; Fungi; Ascomycota; Sordariomycetes; Hypocreales; Nectriaceae
Product: Eisosome component PIL1-domain-containing protein
Exons: 5
Coding region: 224-1279 (351 amino acids)
Biological process (GO): negative regulation of protein kinase activity; endocytosis; eisosome assembly
Cellular component (GO): plasma membrane; eisosome filament
Molecular function (GO): lipid binding
Source: RefSeq, a predicted model, not a curated record
CAACAUCACCUCCAACCCUCUCGGUCUCCCAUAAAACGAUCCCCAUCGGCCCCGUCUAGAUCUACCUUUCUCUAUCAUCCACCCCUUGUUCUUCCUCCUGCAGCUCCCCAUCAAACCACAUUUAUCCCCACUCCCCAUUCCCUGCUCAUCCGCCUCGGUCCCUUUUCUGCUCCACCGCUUCACUGUGUCGCAAUCGUCGACUCGUCGCAUCAUCACCACCAUCAUGCAUCGCACGUAUUCUAUGCGCCAGACCCGGGCGCCCACUGCCUCUCAGCUUCAGAACCCCCCGCCCCCUCCUUCGUCUACCAAGUCCGGUCGUCUCUUCAAAGGCAGCUUCGGACAUGCUCUUCGCGGCAAAGCCGGCGGUGCCUUUGGGCCUGACCUGGCCAAAAAGCUUUCUCAGCUAGUCAAAAUGGAAAAGAACGUCAUGCGAAGCCUAGAGACUGUCGCCCGAGAGCGCAUGGAGGUCGCCCAACAAUUAUCCAUUUGGGGUGAAACUGGUGACGAGGAUGUCUCUGACGUCACCGACAAGCUUGGUGUACUCCUCUACGAGAUCGGCGAGCUCGAGGACCAGUACGUCGACCGGUAUGACCAAUACCGAAUCACUAUGAAGAGUAUUAGAAACAUCGAGGCCUCAGUCCAACCCAGCCGAGACCGCAAGCAGAAGAUAACCGACCAGAUCGCACAAUUGAAGUACAAGGAGCCCAACUCUCCCAAGAUCGUCGUUCUUGAGCAGGAGCUUGUUCGCGCCGAGGCCGAGUCGCUUGUUGCCGAGGCUCAGCUUUCCAACAUCACGCGUGAGAAAGUCAAGGCCGCAUACACCUACCAGUUCGAUGCCCUACGCGAGCAUUGCGAAAAGGUCGCCAUCAUCGCUGGCUACGGCAAGCACCUUCUCGAGCUCAUUGACGAUACUCCGGUUACUCCGGGCGAGACUCGCCAAGCAUACGACGGAUAUGAGGCUAGCAAGGCAAUUAUCCAGGAUUGUGAGGAUGCUCUCACCAACUGGGUCAGCUCCAACGCCGUGGUCUCGUCCAAGCUCUCAACCCGUGCACGCACCCUAUCUCAACGACGUCGAAACUACAUUCGCGCUCGAAGCGAGGGCCAUGAUCUGUCUGGCCAGGACGUGCCUCUCAACGAUAGCAGCUCUUGGGUUGGCCGGGAUGCUGAGCUUGAGAGCGACGAGGACGAUGAGGAUGAUGUUCGCGACUCGGUCCUCGGCAGUGAUGGUGGCUUGAACGGCGAGUCCCGCGGACGCACCCAGGAAGUCGCUGUCGCGUAGUAUGGCUGGCCACUGUGACAGAAGGGACUUGUUUAACGCAGGAGAUGAUGGGCCUUGAAGAAGGUGAGGGGAUGAUAAUGCCAGGAUAUAUUUUUGAUAAGGGAAAUCCUGCCUCGGCCGUGUGAGGCGUUGGGGAUGUUUUAGGGACGGACGGUUUCUAAAAGGCUGUUUGGAUCCUUUCCUUGGUA